CGGGUCCCGGUGUCCGCGAGGCGCGGGCCGCCCCAUGGCCCCCGGUCAGGCGCGCGGCCUGAGUUACUUCGGAAGGGGUACCGCCAAGUCAGGAGCAGCCAUUUCCCGGUUGCAACGUCUCGGUUUACCUCUUUGCCAAUUUUCGGCUGGAGGCUGCCCAACUGCAGCGAGGGAUGGGGCGGGGGCCGGCUCCGUCCCAGCCCCUGAGUUCUGUGCGGAAAGCCGCUCGAGAGCCGCCUGAGGGCCAGCGGUGGGCCGCAGGGACGCGGUUACGAGCGGAGGAGCCCCCGCCCAGGAGACCGAGGGACACACAGGUACUGCUGGCCACGACAGAGACAAUGGAGCUGAGGAGGCGCGACUACCACGUGGAGCGGCCAGUGUUGAACCAGGAACAGCUGGAGGAGCUGGGGCGCUGGGGCGCAGCAACUGGGACCCGCCAGUGGCGAACCUGGUUGCAGUGUUCCCAUGCUCGGGCCCGAGCCCUUCUGCUCCAGCACCUCCCGAUUUUGGUCUGGCUACCCCGGUAUCCUGUGCGUGAGUGGCUCCUGGGUGACCUGUUGUCUGGCCUGAGUGUGGCAAUUAUGCAGCUACCGCAGGGCCUGGCCUACGCCCUCCUGGCUGGACUGCCCCCCGUGUUUGGCCUCUACAGCUCCUUCUACCCUGUCUUUAUCUACUUCCUGUUUGGCACUUCCCGACACAUCUCCGUGGGCACCUUUGCUGUCAUGUCCGUGAUGGUAGGCAGUGUGACAGAAUCCCUGGCACCAGACAAGGACUUCCUGCAGGCCUCGAACUCCACAGUCGAUGAGGCUGCCAGAGACGCUGCCCGGGUACAGCUGGCCUCCACACUCAGUGUCCUGGUCGGCCUCUUCCAGGUGGGGCUGGGCCUGGUCCACUUCGGCUUCGUGGUCACCUAUCUGUCAGAGCCUCUGGUCCGUGGCUACACCACAGCCGCGUCUGUGCAGGUCUUCGUCUCGCAACUCAAGUAUGUGUUUGGCCUUCAUUUGAGCAGCACCUCUGGGCCAUUGUCCCUCAUCUAUACAGUGGUAGAGGUCUGCUGGAAGCUGCCCCAGAGCGUGAUUGGCACUGUGGUCACCGCAGUUGUGGCAGGGGUGGCCCUUGUGCUGGUGAAGCUGUUGAAUGACAAGCUGCAGCGACACCUGCCCCUGCCGCUUCCCGGGGAACUGUUCACGCUCAUUGGGGCCACAGGCAUCUCGUAUGGUGUCGGCCUGAAGCACCGAUUCGGGGUGGAUGUUGUGGGCCACAUCCCUACAGGGCUGGUACCCCCAGUGGCCCCCAGCCCCCAGCUGUUCGCAAAGCUUGUGGGAAAUGCCUUCACCAUUGCUGUGGUUGGCUUUGCCAUUGCCAUCUCGCUGGGGAAGAUCUUCGCCUUGAGGCAUGGCUACCGAGUGGACAGCAAUCAGGAGCUGGUGGCCCUCGGUCUCAGUAACCUCAUUGGGGGCAUCUUCCAGUGCUUCCCUGUGAGCUGCUCCAUGUCUCGGAGCCUGGUACAGGAGAACACUGGGGGCAACACACAGGUGGCUGGAGCCGUCUCCUCCCUCUUCAUCCUCAUUAUCAUCGUCAAACUUGGGGAACUCUUCCAAGACCUGCCCAAGGCAGUCCUGGCAGCCACCAUUAUUGUGAACCUGAAGGGCAUGCUGAAGCAGUUCACCGACAUAUGCUCCCUCUGGAAGGCAAAUCGUGUGGAUCUGCUCAUCUGGCUGGUGACCUUUGUGGCCACCGUCCUGCUGAACCUGGACCUGGGCCUGGCAGUGGCAGUGGUCUUCUCCCUGCUGCUCCUGGUGGUCCGCAUGCAGCUGCCCCACUAUUCUGUCCUGGGGCAGGUGCCAGACACAGAUAUUUACAGAGACGUGGCAGAGUUCUCAGAGGCCAGAGAGGUCCCAGGCGUGAAGGUCUUCCGCUCCUCAGCCACCAUGUGCUUUGCCAAUGCCGAGCUCUACAGUGACGCGCUAAAGCAGAGGUGCGGUGUGGAUGUUGACCACCUCAUCUCACAGAAGAAGAAGCUGCUCAGGAAACAGGAGCUGAAGCUGAAGCGAAUGCAGAAGGAGAAGCUCCAGAAACAGACUGCUGCCUCCAAGUGCACUUCCGCUUCCAAUGUCAACACCAGUGACGGAGACAUUGAGAGCAACAAUGUGGAGGGCUCCAAGGCCAAGCAGGCGAGCGCAGAGAGUAAGCUAGAGGAUACAGCAGCCCAUGGCCAAGAAGAUGGCAAGGCCCCAGAUCUGCUCACACUGAAGGCCCUGGGCCUGCCUCAGCCAGGCUUCCACAGCCUCGUCUUGGAUCUGGGCGCCCUCUCCUUUGUGGAUACUGUGUGCCUCAAGAGCCUGAAGAAUAUUUUCCGUGACUUCCAGGAGAUCGAGGUGGAGGUGUACAUGGCCGCCUGCCACACUCCUGUGGUCGCCCAGCUCGAGGCUGGGCAGUUCUUCGAUGCAUCCAUCACUAAGCAGCGUCUCUUUGCCUCUGUCCACGAUGCUGUCAUCUUUGCCCUCCAACACGCCAGGUCCAACCAAGUCAGCCCUGUGUUGGUUACCAAACUCUGACCAUGCUGCCUCACUGCCUGAGACUGCCCACCUCUGGAGGGUGUGAUGGGGCACUCGUGAGAACCCACUCUGCGCCGCCUCCCGAUGUCACCCAGGAGUCCCCUCAGUAUACACACACAGACACAACUCAGGGAUGGAGGUCCUGAGACUCCAAGCGCAGUGCUCUAGGCCUGGGAAGGGACCCCGGCCAGGUCAGGGGAGUCUGAGUGUUUUCACCCUCAGGAAUAAAGACUCAUUUGCCAAUACCAGGCUCUGCUGUGGCUUGGUGGGGGCCGGGCUGUCUAUAGCCCUGGCUCCUGACCCUUCUUAUGCCCCAAGUGGCAACUGGAA
Messenger RNA from Rhinolophus ferrumequinum (greater horseshoe bat), 2888 nucleotides. It is a transcript of the gene SLC26A6, whose product is annotated as solute carrier family 26 member 6. Gene Ontology annotation, cellular component: membrane. Gene Ontology annotation, molecular function: secondary active sulfate transmembrane transporter activity; chloride transmembrane transporter activity; oxalate transmembrane transporter activity. Bases 174 to 2558 code for a protein of 794 amino acids. Gene Ontology annotation, biological process: transmembrane transport. The transcript has 21 exons. NCBI's taxonomy places the organism in Eukaryota, Metazoa, Chordata, Mammalia, Chiroptera, Rhinolophidae. The record is from RefSeq and is a predicted model, not a curated record.